AUGAUGCCCAAGCUGAGCCCCCCAGCUGUCGCCGACGAGGACAAGGACCUGAAGCUCGAGACCACCAAUGCUCCAGCCGGACAGCCAGUGUCACUGCUUCGAGACGACCAAGGACGCGUGGCUUACCCUGGCUUCGUCCCUCAGCAGCCAGAAUCGCCGACCGGUACGAACCCUCCCCCCUCCGCGACCCAACCGCCACCGCCAGGGGGCAUCCAGAAGGCAGUAUCAGAACCACUCGCUUCAGACCUCGAGCACCCACGAGCAGCCGCGAGGCCACAAGCAGGCCAGAGGUCUGCGACAGCCGCUCCCCCUACCGCAACCCGUCGAACAUCAGCGCUGCCGCCUGCCAUCAAGCGAGCUGGCACCAACGUCUCGCAGUUACAACAGGCCCUUUGGAACUCCAAUCCAAACUUCCGAGAUGACACUUCGAGCAGCGACUCCUCCACCGACGACGAGGACCUCGGCGCGGGCGUCGAACGGGCCGACCAGGCGACAGCAGCCGGCAAGAAGCCCCAGCACCCUCGAUCCCCAACCACCGACCACUUUCGGCGCUUCAGAGUGGGAAAUGAGAAUUACACAACAAAGGGCAAGGUGUCCAAGCACGACGGGCGGCUGGCCAUCUCGAUCAAGGACACAAGUGACAAGGGCUACCUCGCCAAAGCCCUCGGUGCUACCGUUGGGAAGGUCGUGCCCCGGAAGGGAACUGACGAAACCGACCAGGGCGGCGAACCACCCACUGCCGCGAGAAGAUCCUCCGAAACAAUUGUCACCCCCGAGAGUAUCCAAUGCCCAAAGCUAAAUAUCGUUAUCAUGGUGAUCGGGAGCCGUGGGGAUGCGCAACCAUUUCUCAAAAUUGGCAAGGUCUUGAAAGAGCAGUAUGGCCAUAGGGUCAGAAUCGCCACCCACCCCGCCUUUCGCGACUUUGUUGAGAAGGGCACGGGGCUGGAGUUCUUCUCCGUCGGGGGAGAUCCGGCUGAGCUGAUGGCUUUCAUGGUGAAGAACCCGGGCAUGAUACCUACUUUGGAGACCGUGAGAGCUGGCGACAUUGGGCGCAGGCGACAAGCCAUGGCCGAAAUGUUUGAGGGUUUCUGGAGGGCCUGUAUCAACACGACAGACGACGAAAAGGACACCAAGAACGCUCGCAUGAUGGGGGACAAGCCACCCUUUGUUGCUGAUCUGAUCAUCGCCAACCCCCCGAGCUUCGCACACGUGCACUGCGCAGAGGCGCUGGGAAUACCGUUACUCAUGGCCUUCACCUUCCCAUACACGCCGACAAAGUCAUUCCCACACCCGCUCGCCACCAUCAAGAAGAGCAACGUCGACCCUGGCUACUCGAAUUUCAUGUCCUACCCGCUUGUGGAGAUGAUGGUGUGGCAAGGACUGGGCGAUCUGGUCAACGACUUCCGUGUCAAGACGCUUUGCUUAGACCCCGUGUCAACACUCUGGGCCCCAGGCGCUCUGUAUCGGAUGAACGUGCCCAUGUCCUACCUGUGGAGCCCUUCUCUCGUCCCGAAGCCUGCGGACUGGGCAGACGAGAUCGAUAUUUCGGGUUUUGUCUUCCUGGACCUGGCUUCUUCUUUUACCCCUCCGGAUGCUCUCGAAAAGUUCCUCAACUCCGGCGACGAGCCUGUCUACAUAGGAUUCGGGUCGAUUGUUGUCGACGACGCCGACAAGUUCACAGAGAUGGUAUUUGAAGCUGUACGACUCGCAGGUGUAAGAGCACUUGUCUCUAAGGGGUGGGGUGGCUUGGGCGGUGAGAACGUGCCAGACAACAUCUUCAUGCUAGAGAAUACACCCCACGACUGGCUCUUCCCCAAGGUCAAGGCUUGCGUGAUCCACGGCGGUGCCGGCACAACUGCGAUGGCUCUGAAAUGCGGCAAGCCGACAAUGGUCGUGCCAUUUUUUGGAGACCAACAUUUCUGGGGUCCUAUGAUCGGAAGGGCAAAAGCAGGACCCGAGCCUGUGCCCUACAAACAUCUGUCGGCUGAGAAGCUCGCGGAAGGAAUCAAGUACUGUCUCACCGACGAGGCACAAGAGAAGGCCCAGGAGAUGGCCCGUGACAUCGCACGAGAAGGCGAUGGUGCAGAGAAUGCCUGUUCUUUCUUCCACAAGCACUUGCAGCUCUCUGGCAAACACAGCAUGAGGUGCUCGAUCCUGGAGGACAAGGCUGCUGUGUGGUGGAUGAGGAACACCAGCCUCAGGUUGAGUGCUCUGGCAGCUGACAUACUCGUGGACAAGGGAUACAUCACCUGGCGCAAGCUGAGACUCUUGAGACAUUGCGAAUACAACGACUUUGAAGGGCCUGGUGAGCCUGUCACUGGCGUCAUUGGCUCCAUUGCUGGAACUUUCGGAGAAGCGGUUGGUGACGAGAGCGCAACGGGAGACUUGGGCAAAUCGGCGUCCAAGGACAAGACCCAUGAUAGCAAGGAGGAGCCGGCCAAGACAGGAGGCGCUCAAAAAGGCGAAGACGAAGGCAAUGAUCACGGCAGAGCGUCCAUCCAAACGGCCACGACCGAAGGAACAGCGGACGAAGGAUACGUGGACCAGGUCGCCGAAGGCGUCGGCAAGUCCGCCCGCGCAAUGGCCACGGCCCCCAUCGACCUCUCAGUGGCCCUCGCGCAAGGUUUCCACAACGCACCCAGGCUCUACGGCGACGACACCGUGCGCCGGCCCACGCGCGUCACAGGGAUCCGGUCCGGCCUGCGGGCGGCGCGGUCCGAGUUCCUCUUCGGCGUCUACGACGCAUGGACAGGCGUGGUGCGGCUGCCCUACCGGGGCGCGCGGCACGGCGGCGGCGUGGAGGGGUUCGCCAAGGGCGUGGGGAUGGGCGUUACCGGCUUCGGGCUCAAGAACAUCGCCGCGGUGGUGGGGCCGUUCGGGUACACGCUCAAGGGCAUCAAGAAGCAGGUCGAGCGGCGGCAGCCCACCAAGCACAUCCGGCGGGCGCGGAUCCUGCAGGGGCAGAAGGAGGCGGCCGCCCUGGGCCCCGAGGAGCGCGACGCCCGCGCCAAGGAGGUCGUCCGCGGCUGGGAGGUGUUCCAGGCGCUGUGGGCCACGGUCGAGGGCAAGGAGAAGGCCAAGGGCGGGCUCAAGGCGCAGUUCAGCGAGACGCGCACGCGGGGGCAGGGGGUCCCUGAGGCGCUGGAGAGCGUUGCCAUGGCGGAGAGGACGCUUGAGGAGGUCAAGCGGGGCGGGAAGGUGCAGACUGGGAUGAAGGAGUUCCGCCGGUCUGAGGACCUUGCGAGGAGGUCUGGGGAUAUCUCCGGGAGGCAGUCGGUUGACAGGAGGGGGUCACCUCAUGGUGGUGGUAAUACUGUUGGGCGGAAGUCGGCGGACCAGGGGCAGUCGCUGGACCCUGCUUCUGCUGCUGCUGCGAGGAAGUCGACGGAUAAUACGAGUGCUGAUAGGCAGAAGAGGCCGGGCGCCUCUGAACGUAUUGAGGAGGGCGACGAGGGACCUGCAAGGCCCGUGGAGAAUGGGAAGGUGGCUUCUUGA
This is a messenger RNA of Diaporthe citri, 3495 nucleotides long. RefSeq lists its product as uncharacterized. The coding region runs from base 1 to 3495 and encodes 1164 amino acids. The transcript is spliced from 2 exons. Gene Ontology annotation, biological process: carbohydrate metabolic process. Lineage: Eukaryota; Fungi; Ascomycota; Sordariomycetes; Diaporthales; Diaporthaceae. Gene Ontology annotation, molecular function: hexosyltransferase activity; UDP-glycosyltransferase activity. The record is from RefSeq and is a predicted model, not a curated record.